Molecule: messenger RNA, 1776 nt
Organism: Epithele typhae
Lineage: Eukaryota; Fungi; Basidiomycota; Agaricomycetes; Polyporales; Epitheliaceae
Product: actin-like ATPase domain-containing protein
Exons: 18
Coding region: 1-1776 (591 amino acids)
Source: RefSeq, a predicted model, not a curated record
AUGUCAGUGUCCAUGCGAAGUCAAUCUCCUCCCAAAGCACUCGCCCAACCCACAUAUGCGGAUGAGGGUAAGGUUUCAGUGUCUAUCGACUUCGGUACUACCUUCUCGGGAGUGGCAUAUGGCUCGUCGCGUAUUGCCGGUGGGAAAGUCCAGCAGAUUCUGAAUUGGCCGGGCUCUUUCGAGACGUUCAGGAAGAUCCCGACGUGCAUACUCUACGACCAGCAUGGCGAGGUUAUGGCGUGGGGCAUCGAGGCGAAGAAUGCCGGACCUAUGCCGGGCGCGGUUAAGUGUGAAUGGUUCAAGCUCUUCCUCGAGCCCCAUGCACUGCGAGAUCAGUCUAGUGUCGAUCCUCGCCUUCCCACGCUCCCGCCUGGCAAGAAAGCCAUCGAUCUCAUCAUCGACUUCCUCUCUUGUCUUUGGGAUUAUGCCAAGCAACAGAUUACACGCGAAAUCGGUGCGGUGGCCGACCUCGACUCGGCGGACGUAUGGCUCACUGUACCGGCUGCAUGGGAUGCUACCGGCUGCCAGAUGAUGAGAGAUGCCGCGAUUGCUGCGGGCCUUGUUCGCUCUGCCCGAGCCGGAGACCACGAAUGGAGGGAACGCCUGCGCAUCAUCAGCGAGCCGGAAGCGGCAGCAGUGCACUGCGCCAACCUGACGGACGUGCACAAGCUCUCCGCUAGCCAGAACUUCAUGAUUUGUGACGCCGGUGGUGGUACUGUCGACCUCGCUGUUUACAAGAUCAUCGGCAUGCUCUCCAGUCUGGAAAUAGCAGAGAUGUGUGCGCGAUCUGGAGCGAACUGUGGUUCGCUUUUCCUCGACCUCCGGUUCAAGGAGUUGAUGAAGGCGCUCCUCGCGGACCACCCGGCGCAUCUCGACUCCAUCAGUCUCGCCAACUUUAUGGAACACUUCAGCGAGACCGAGAAGCUGCGCUAUAUGGGCGCCGAAGAUGACGACAAAAUGUUCCACUUUACGUGUUUCAACGUCGAAGAUCCGGACGAUUAUGCGGUCGGCUUGGUGAACGGCGAAGUCGCCAUUCCCGGCAACCUCCUUCGGCGAGAAGUGUUCGAUCCGGUUGUUGGCCAGGUCGUCGACCUGAUCGAAGCCCAGACCAAGAAGGUCGAUCAACGGCUCGACGCGCUCCUUCUCGUGGGAGGUUUCUCAGGCAGCGAGUACUUGUUCCGCAGAGUCAAGGAGCAAUUCGGAUCUCGAAUCCGCGUCAUCGCGCGCCCUGCCGACUGCGACACCGCGACCGUGCGCGGCGCGGCGCAAUACGGUCUCGCGCGGCGGCCGCUCGUGUCGAGCGUCAUCGCGCCGUCGGCUUACAUGCUCAAGGUGAAAUUGCCCGCGGAGCAAGAGGAUUGGCUCAAGCGGCCCGCCUAUAUUCGGGAGAACGACGCUGGUGUGUCGAUUUGUGAGAACAGGAUACAAUACCUGGUCGCGAAGGGCGCCAUUCUGCGUAAAGGACAACGCAUCAAGACGACGUUCUGCAAGUUCUCACAGACCGCGAGUGAUCGGCAGUUCGUCGCGACAUUGUAUACGUCGGAGACCGAUAAGAUCAUGCGGUACACAGAUGAGGGCGAAAUCACGGAGCUGUGCAAGUGGACGAUCGAUCUUGGCGCGCUGCCGAGCUUCCAGCAGAACGCGAGCGUGCCAAACGCGAACGGCUUCUACACCGAAUUCGAGCUCGGGCUGGAGCUCGACAGCGCCGAGGUCCGCGGCGUGCUGAUCUACCACGGUCAAGACUGGGGCCGCGUCGUGUUCGACUAUCGCACAUGA